AUCGUCAUCUUCAUCGAUGUCAUGCCCUUUACCCCCAUAAAACCUCCCCAUUGACCCCCUUCAUCUUCAAUGCAAAGUUAACCUUUAAAAAAACCCCAGUUCGCCCCACUCCCUUCAAACCCUAAAAUUUUAACCCCCAAAGCAGAAAAGCUAAGAAAUCAAAGGCACAACUCUUUUGCUUCUUCUUCUUCUUCUUCUUUUUAUUUCUGUGAAAGGGAUGAGAGUCCCUGUUUGUUCCCCACAAGGCAACCAUUAUCCGAUCCCAAAGCCUGACAUCAACAAUAACAAUAUUACUAUCACAGCCGGGAACAUCAGUUUCCUUAACAGUAGUGUUCCAGCGAGCUCAUGCGAGCCAACGUUGGAUCUUGAUCUCCGUCGAAGCCCAAGUUCGGCGGUAACAGAAAAGCCGGUUUCGAAUCCUGCCGAUAAUUCUAAUUGUUUCUCAGUAUCGGGUCCUCAUCAGCAGCAGGCGGGUCUUGAGUGGGACGAGCAUGUGCUGCGAAACAUGGAUUGGGAUGCCAUCCUGAAAGACUUCGGAUUAGAUGAUGAAUCUGUGCCUGCUACCAAAACUAUUCCUCCUCAGGUCAUCAACCCUAGACUCGACAAUCACAUCCAAAACGUCCCCGAGUUAACGUCCUGCGAGUUGACUCAUCACCCCCUCCAUUCUGAUUUCAAUCUUUACGAAUCUUACUCGGAAGAUCUGAUAAGAGCUGCGAAUUGUUUCGACACCCACGACCUGCAACUCGCGCAAGUGAUAUUGGAUCGGCUCCAUCAACGGCUACGAUCUCCCUCGGGGGAACCAUUACAAAGGGCCGCUUUUUACUUCAAAGAAGCUCUCCAGUCUCUAUUCACCGGGUCAACAUGGCCGAAUCCGGUUCGUUUAUCUUCAUGGAGUGAAAUCAUUCAAACUAUCGAAGCCUACAAGUCCUUCUCUGGGAUUAACCCUAUCCCCAUGUUCAACCACUUCACCACCAAUCAAGCUCUCCUGGAAGCACUGGAUGGAUCAGCACCGUUGAUUCACAUCAUCGAUUUUGAUAUUGGAUUUGGAGGCCAAUACGCUUCUUUAAUGAGAGAAAUGGCUGAAAGAAAUGAUCAUUCUCGCAAGUUCAUUCGAAUAACAGCCGUGGUUCCCGAAGAAUAUAGCUUUGAGACAAGGCUUAUUGAAGACAACCUUAACCAGUUCGCUCAAGCACUUAGAUUAAGGUUUCAGAUUGAGUUUGUUCUGCUCCCAACAUUCGAGACCAUGUCUUUUAAAGCUUUUAAGUUCAUUAACGGAGAAAACACGGCAAUCCUUUUAUCUCCGUCAAUUUUCCGAUCUCUGGGUUUACAAGUAGCGGCCUUUGUGAGUGAUCUUAGGAGGAUUAGUCCAAGCGUCGUCGUUUUUGUAGACAGUGAGGUGUGGAUGGAGUCAGGGACGACGACGUCGUUCCGGAAGAAUUUCGUGAACUGUUUGGAGUUUUACGCCAUGAUGUUUGAGUCGUUGGACGCUGCGGGAGGGGAAUGGGUGAGGAAGAUAGAGACGUUGUUAUUGAGGCCGAGAAUAUUUUCGGCGGUGGAAGCUGCGGCUAGGACGGCGGCGCCGGCCUGGAGGGAGGUGUUUUGUGAGGCGGGAAUGAGGGCGGUGCGUUUGAGUCAGCUGGCGGAUUUUCAAGCUGAGAGUUUGUUACAGAAGGUGCAGGUUCGUGGAUUCCACGUGGCGAAAAGACAAGCCGAGUUGGUGCUUUGCUGGCACAAAACUGCCCUGAUUGCCACGUCAGUUUGGAGGUGUUAACUGUUAACGGAUAAGUGUGUAUAUUAACUUUUUACGGUGUUUGGGAUCUUUUUAUGUUUUACUAUUUUCGAGGUAUCGUGGCAAAAUUACUUUAAUUUUUUUUCAGAAAUUAUAAUAUAAUUUUGAUAUAAGAAUAAAAUUACAUUUUUCCCUUUAAAA
Molecule: messenger RNA, 1930 nt
Organism: Gossypium raimondii (Peruvian cotton)
Lineage: Eukaryota; Viridiplantae; Streptophyta; Magnoliopsida; Malvales; Malvaceae
Product: scarecrow-like protein 15
Exons: 2
Coding region: 218-1771 (517 amino acids)
Biological process (GO): regulation of DNA-templated transcription
Cellular component (GO): nucleus
Molecular function (GO): sequence-specific DNA binding; DNA-binding transcription factor activity
Source: RefSeq, a predicted model, not a curated record